AUGGAAAAUCAGAACAAUGUCACGGAAUUUGUUUUCGUGGAGCUGUGGGGAAAUAAGCAAAUAGAGCUACUGUUUCUUUCCUUGUUUCUGCUCUGUUACUUGGCAGUCUUAAUGGGGAACUUCACCAUCUUGCUCACAAUCACCUGCAGCCAUCUAAUCAAACAACCAAUGUACUACUUUCUCUGCCACCUUUCCCUCAUGGACCUCUGCUACACCUCCACUGUGGUUCCACGCCUCAUCAGAGACUUAGCUGCAGCAAGAAAAAACAUUUCCUAUAACAACUGUAUGACCCAGCUCUUCACUGCCCACUUGCUAGGAGGUGUGGAAAUAGUCAUCUUGGUGUCCAUGGCUGUUGACCGCUAUGUCGCCAUUGUCAAGCCCCUGCACUACAUGGUCAUCAUGAGCUGGAAGAGGUGUAACAUGUUGAUUGCUGUGGCCUGGGGUGUGGGUUUUUGGCAUUCUAUUGCUUUACUGCUCAUGGUACUCAGUUUACCUUUCUGUGGUCCUAAUCUCAUAAAUCACUAUGUAUGUGAUGUGAAGCCUCUUUUGAAACUGGUCUGCAAAGAUAUUUAUGCUGUUAGUAUCUUAGUGAUUGUUAAUUCAGGCAUGGUGGCAGUUGUCAUUUUUCUUGCCCUAAUAGCUUCUUACAUACUCAUUUUAUACAACCUUAGGACAAGGUCCUCUGUAGGGCGUCACAAAGCUCUCUCAACAUGUACCUCUCAUGUAAUGGUUGUAGUUUUAUUUUUUGUGCCCUGUAUCUAUACCUAUGUCCUACCUGCAGGUAGUGAGAGCAAGGAUAAGGAAAUCUCUGUGUUUUACACUGUGAUUGCUCCCAUGCUAAAUCCACUCAUUUAUACCCUGAGAAAUAUGGAGAUGAAAAUUGCCAUGAGGAAAGCAUGGUCUCGAAUGUCACAUUCAGAAUUAACGUAA
This is a messenger RNA of Cynocephalus volans (Philippine flying lemur), 930 nucleotides long. Its product is annotated as olfactory receptor 4P4-like. Bases 1 to 930 code for a protein of 309 amino acids. The transcript has a single exon. Gene Ontology annotation, biological process: G protein-coupled receptor signaling pathway. Gene Ontology annotation, molecular function: G protein-coupled receptor activity; olfactory receptor activity. The record is from RefSeq and is a predicted model, not a curated record. Gene Ontology annotation, cellular component: plasma membrane. Lineage: Eukaryota; Metazoa; Chordata; Mammalia; Dermoptera; Cynocephalidae.